CCCAAAAACCGGGUCUGGUUCAUACCUCUUCAAAUUUGAAAAGCGCAGUAUCCAUUUUCAGGUGUGUGUUUUGCUGGGAGUCGAUUUGGCGCGUGGAUUAAAUAAAUAUUUUUCUAUUGGUAUUCUAUGUAAAGUUCUUUAAGUAGCACCAGGACAAGAAACGUUUAUUGCUCCAUGGCUUGCAUUGAUCAUUCGAGUGUACUUGACCGGCUCGAUAAGACUCUUAAACAGGUGCGGAGUAAGCUGCUGAAUCAGUGUAUUGAGGAGAUGUACAUCACAGAGAUAACAGAGCGAAAACAGGCUACAAAAAGUUAUAUGGGUACAUGUCAUUUUAAAUACAAAGAAGAUGAAUUGUUUGAGAGUGUUCAAACUUGCAGAAAUGAUAGCGAACACCAGCAUGUCUUUAUUACAGAGAAAACGAAUGAGAUGUCGAGAAUUCUUCUGGAUACGCAGGAUAAGGAAAAACAAAAAAAUGACCUGAUCGCAAGCAUUCAGCAUCUUAGAGAAGUGCAGGCCACAAAGAAGGAAUUGAUGAUUGGUCAGAACAAGGCAAACAAAGACAGAGUUAAGACGAUUCAGAAAUCUGCAGGAACAUUUGAGAGCAGGCUAAGGCUGGAAAUACGUAAACCGCAAGCUGAACAACUGCAGUUUGUAUUCAGAAACAUCAACCAUAAAGAUAUUGCGUGCCCAUAUACUUUCACCCUAUGGCUCAGUGCAGAAGGCGAAUAUACAGUAAUCUCGUGUGAUCCGCCAUUGGAGUGCAUGCCACAGCUUGAGAAAAAAGUACGAGAAACGAACAAUUUUUCUGCAUUUCUUGCCAACGUCAGAAAAGAAUUUGCUGCUUUAAAUUUGUAAACCUUUCUUACCAGCAGUGGUAAGUUGACAGAGCUUCAACGGAGAACCCUGUAAGAUUUGUCGUCAUUUUGGUUAAUGUUAACUCCCCUGUGAAUGACAAAGUACAGUAGCUACAAGGAAGACGUAAUUUACAAUUCGGGCUCCUUAUCCUUCAGUCUUCAAGUAGUUUUGUACAAAGAUGUUUGCUGUUGUUAACCCAACAGUUCUCUCUCUUUUAAAUAUUGUAAUAACUAAGACUGUAAUUCUAUGUUUAAUUGUUUAAAUACUUUAACCAUGUGUCUCAUUUAUUUUUAAAAAAACAAAGCAGACUUAGUCAUACUUCUAUUUUACUUUUGUGUUAUUCAGAUUUUCCAUUAUUUUAAAUUAUAGUGCUGUCCAAUACUAGAAAACAAGACACUUUGUGAAAUAAAUAUACAAACCAAAGUAAAUGGUUUUAUGAAA
Messenger RNA from Polyodon spathula (Mississippi paddlefish), 1296 nucleotides. Its product is annotated as kinetochore protein Spc25-like. The coding region runs from base 175 to 855 and encodes 226 amino acids. The record is from RefSeq and is a predicted model, not a curated record. The transcript is spliced from 7 exons. Lineage: Eukaryota; Metazoa; Chordata; Actinopteri; Acipenseriformes; Polyodontidae. Gene Ontology annotation, biological process: chromosome segregation. Gene Ontology annotation, cellular component: Ndc80 complex.